This is a messenger RNA of Anneissia japonica, 2617 nucleotides long. RefSeq lists its product as uncharacterized. Bases 248 to 2617 code for a protein of 789 amino acids. NCBI's taxonomy places the organism in Eukaryota, Metazoa, Echinodermata, Crinoidea, Comatulida, Comatulidae. Gene Ontology annotation, molecular function: protein binding. Gene Ontology annotation, biological process: signal transduction. The record is from RefSeq and is a predicted model, not a curated record. The transcript has 16 exons.
CAAGUUGCUUUUAUCUGGGUUAAACUGCUAUCCGUAAUCACAAAUGGGUAUGAUCAACGUAAUCGUUGCACCAUUGAUAAGAAUAUUGUUAUGGGGAAAGAAAUGCAACUAUCACAAUUAAAGCAAUGAAAAAUGUGUAUGCCUACAGAACGAAUAGGUUAAAGACCUCUCUAGUAAAACGACAUUGCAGGCCUCAAUAAUAUUAUCAAUUUCUUUUCAUAUAUAACAAAUUUCAUGAGGUAAUUCAAUGUGUAAAUCAGAAAUAUUUAUACUUAAAGCGGGGAAUGUUCCAAUGGAAAUCUUGGCGCGUGGGCACGAAGCAAUGGAAGCUUUUAAUGAUGCUCUAGCUGAGGGAGAAGCAGAGGUUAAUCAAGGAAGGACAGUUUUUAUGGGCCUCGAGAGAGUCGGCAAGACUUCUACUAUCAAGUCAUUUUUAAGGAAUACUUUUGAUCCACAUGAGGGUAUUACUGACGCAAUAGCCAACACAACGGUGUGUACCCAUGAAUCGCACGAUGAAUUGAAUUGGAAGGAAACAUCACCUGAUCAUUCUGGUGCCAAUGACAUGUAUGAAGCAAAAAUUGCAGAUUCCAUGGCGAAAAGAAUAUUAAAAAAAGAAACUGAGAAGAAUGUAGAAGUAACAAGACAAAGCGAGUCACCACCAGCUAAAAAAAAGAGGAAAUAUAAUCAGGGACAAUCAUCAUCAAAUGUUGAUGCCAGAAACCUGAAAAUGGAAUCAGAUACCAAAGAGCAGACACAGGCACAGUCGAUAGAAGAGGUCCCUGAAACCAUCGCUACUAAAGUCCAGGAGCGUAUAAAAGAACUCAAGUUCACAAAAGGAGAUGCGACGCAAGAAUUGCAAAAAUCUGGCAACGAUUUCAUUAUGAGCAUCUGGGACUUCGGAGGCCAGCCGAUAUAUCAUGUUAUACAACGAAUUUUUAUGGUAUCUUUUGCCGUUGUUUGUGUGGUAUUUAACCUAGAAGAUGAUCUUGAUGCCCCCGCCAAAGUUAGGGAUCCAACCACUGGUGAUAUAUACGAACAUCGAAUGACAAACCUUGAGUUCAUUCUGUACUGGAUUCGUUCAGUAUAUACAAACAGUAGGGAUUCAAAAUUGGAAGAUGGACAACCUUCACCACCAGUACUAGUGAUUGGUACUCACCUAAACAGCCUCAAGGGGAAUGAAGAGGAACAGAAAAGAAAGGUUGAAGAAAUAUUCAAUAAAAUUAGAAAAGCAUUGGAAGGGAAACCUUAUGAAAGCAUGGUGUCAAGUUUCUUUGCUAUUGAGAACAGCUUACCAUUCGCCAGGAGCAAUGCUUCUAAAAUCAUGGACCAAAUAUUAAAAUUCGCAAAGAAGAUGGUUAGAAAACUACCUUUGAAAUGGUUGCUUGUUCAACAGGAAAUUCAGAAGUUGAAAGAGAAGCAUAUCUACCUACCAACCAAAAAGGUGAUCGCUUUAGUUGAGCGGUGUGCGGUCAAACAGGAGGAAUUCAAACAAGAUGCUCAAAGGGUACUGCUUGAGUAUCUACACGACCUUGGCGAAAUUCUCUACUUUCCUGAUGACGAUGCCUUAAGGGAUAUUAUUGUUUUAGAUCUGAUAAAAUUAGUUGACAUGUUUAAAACAAUAAUCACUGUUAUUGACCCUAAGCUUAUGGAACAAAAACACAUAGAGGCCUGGAGGAAAUUGGACGCAGGUGUCCUUGAGGAGCAUCUGUUAAGACAUUUGUGGAAGAAGUUCAAGUUUUCAAAUGAGACGUUUGAGUUCUUUGUAUCUCUCAUGCAGAAGUUUGGACUGGUGUGUGAGAAAAACAUUACAAAGAGUGGUUUUCGUGGCCGUAUUUUCUACGUUCUUUCACGUUUAAAGCCUGAACGUAUUGAUAGACCCGUUAAGGAUGAUGGGAUGCAUGCAGUUUCAAUCUUUCAUGACUUUGGACGGUAUCUACCUGACGAUCUUUUCCAGCGAGGAGUAACUAAGUUCAUUGAGGAAUUCCAAGUACAAGAUGUUGAGCCAAAACUGUCUUAUGAGCAUGUGGAGUUGAGUAUCGAUCAAUUUCACAAAGUGGUUAUGAGUGUAGCAACAAUGAGGAAUCGUCGUAUGUUUAAAACAACAAUCGCAAUCUUGGAACCCAGUCAGCAAGAUGAGCCCUCACCGACAGUGUGCAAGAAGGUACUGAGUUUCCUCGAAAAGGAACUAAAGCUAUUUUGUCUGAGUGGUGUACGAGGCAUUGAAUUGACGAGGUACAUUGCUUGCGAAUGCAGUUCAGACUCGGGUAACGCCCACAUGCAAAUCGUACGCACGUUUGACCAGGAUGUGCUGCCAUGUGGAAGCAAUAUAUUGCCGCGUUAUCGUCGACUAUUUGGAGAUGACAUGCCACGAGUGCAAGAUCGUCCACAGUCUCAGCAAGUAGUACAUAUACCAACAGGUUUUGUGGAUGACGCCACUAUUGUGACAGUUUCUGACGAGUUGAGUCUCAGCUGGAGAAGGUUUGGUGUCCGUUUGGGACUUAAGUGGUCGAAAGUGAACAAGUUCAAUGCUGAUGGUACACAGACUCAUAAGGCUGCCGAAAAUAUGAUGAAUUACUGGAGGAGCAACAUCAGUAGCGAUAUUCAUCAAUUCAACUAG